CAGCAGGAAUUGGAAUACACAGUUUGGCAUAUGCUGACUAUUUCAUGGCCUCAUUCUGAGCUGUGCUGGGCCCCUGCAACAGACACUCUUGUUCAGAAAGUAUUAGGAAUUCUUCCCAUUUCUGGUCCAAGCUGCCUUUGCUUUUCUUAAAAACCUCUGGCUCUGUUACUAUAUUGGAUUUGUGUAGCAAGAUUUUAUAGUGGAGGGGGGCUACAAGGGUGGCUUUUCUGAGAAGCCACUCCCUUCCUGCCUUUUCUCUAAAGACACAGUACAUUGCUGCCAGCAACAUGAGAAGUCACUGAAUGUGUUAGGACUGCAUGUUCUGUGGUUUACAGAUGCAGCUGGCCACCCCCCUGCAGCUUGCUGUGUGAGCCCUUUGCUUUGCUUUGCAGAUGCUGUCCUAGAGGUUUUUUCACCCCAUGACAGGUGCUAGAAGCUGCCUAAGGCACACUCCAUUGCUGCACCACCCCAAGUGUGGAAGAGCUGCAGCCAGGCAGGAUAGAUGGCACAUGUUGAUUUUCGACAGCUGUGGUAAACCAGAGCUCCAUGAGAUGCAGAUGAGGAUCUUGCCAUAAAUAGCUGUGUGCCAGCAGUAGAGUUCUGGUCUUGGUGCAUCCCCACUUGCAGAGAUCUGGGGACGAGCUGAUAAACCUGCAUGGAAGGAGCAGGGAGUUCUGCCUGCACUGCCAAUUCAGGUGAGCACUGUGGGAACGUAUGACAUCCUGCUGACCUCAUGCAGAGAUGCUCUGGGCAUGCUUUGCAUGGUGCAGCUGGGUUUGAGCCUGAGCAGAGCUGUAAGUUUCUGUUCCAGAUGGUCAGGGUGAGUUCACAAGCACAGUCAUUCCUGUUUCUCUUUACCAGCAUGUGUCUGGUGAUUUCCUAAGAGAAGAUACAAGCCUAUGUGCAAUCUCCUUCAUGUGAGCAAGACACACAUAGCCACAGCUCUGUGAAGGACAUCCAGUGAGAACCACCAUGAGGAACAAACAGUGGCUCCAGAAUAUUUUCUUCUGCCUUUUUUUCCAGUACGCUUUGUGCUGUGAAAGCCUCACUUGUUUUGUGGACUAUGUACAGACCCUGUCCUGUAUCCUGCGAGAUGAGUUGGGUGGCAGUUCGUACAACCUCACUGCAACAUGGUUUCCUGAGGAAGAUCCAGAAAAUACUGUGGCUGCCUGCAGUCUCCUGCAAUUGUCAGGGAACACCAGUCACACACAGUACAUGUGCACUGUGGACAUGACUGAACUCCUGGCAGAUACCAAAGUCCAGGUGGAUGUCACAGAGAUAGGUGAUAGGCACCAUGUGCUUUCCAAAGAUUUUUAUUUGUCAGACAACAUAAAACCACAGCCUCCAUUCAACCUGACCGCUUUGUUCUCAGAGGGUUACAAUAUUUCUUGGGAAACCAUCUAUCAGAACUCUUCCUUCUACUUUUUGAAUGAGGAGCUGGAAUAUCAGCUGCGUUACAAAAGAAGAACUGACACCUGGGAGACUCAGAAGACUAAAGCUGUUCGUGAAGAUAAACGGACAUUGGUGAUCCUGCCAUGGGAACUACAGGUGAACACUGAAUAUGAGUUCCAAGUGAGAGCUAGACCCCGGGAAGACAGUGGCUAUGGUGGUUUUUGGAGUGAAUGGAGUUCUCCACUGUUUUUGAAAACCAGCCCUGCCGCAGUGACACAGACAGCGCAUGGCAUGGAAUGGCUGUUGCUGUUUGGUAUUGGUGUGGCAAUCAUAGCCUCAAUCACAACAUUUCUGGCCAAACAGCAGAGCUUGUGGAAGAAGAUGGCUUGCAUCCCAGACCCUGCUCCCUUUUUCAACCCUCUGUACAUGGCUCAUAAUGGAGAUUUUAAGAAGUGGGUUGGUGUAUCCCAUAUGAAAAUGACCUUUGAUUUCUUUGAAUGGGGAAUAGUCCUUCCAGAUGUCCUAGAAGUUUACACCAUGCAUCCUUCCAACAGCACCCCACAGGAAGAGCUGCAUGAGCUGAGAAAGAAUCUGCCUUGCAAGCCCUGUGCAUCCUGCCUGACUGCCCCAGGUCAUGGUAGCCAGUCCCUGUGGUGUAGUGUAAACAGCAGUGGCAGGACUGAGGACCAGUCAUACGGGCACUUGUCAAUCGAUACAGUGACUGUGGCUGAUGAAUUUACAUCUUGUCACUGCCAGUGCAGCUGUAACCAUGUGAACAGGGAACAUGAGCAUGCCAACAAGGAAGAUGAUAGUGCUGGAGAGCCUGGUUACCCCAAGGUUGACAUUGAUGAGGAAGACAGAAAGAUAUCCAGUGACUUGCAUUUGGCUAAUCUGAGCACACAGGACAAAAUACUUGCUUCAGGCUCUGUGUCGACAGACCACAUGAGGAGCCCAGUCAAUCAGCAAGGGGAAAGGGGAGUGGAAGGAUGGGUGGGGAACAUCCUAGAAGCCCUCUGCUUGCAGCCUCAUCAGUGGGAUUUGGAAAAUCCAGGUUCUCUACCUUCUCCUGAUGGUGAAAGUGUUUCUAACAGUGAAGGCUUCUAUGACUUCUUCCCUCACAGUACAAGGCCUGGUGACAGUUUUCCUUUGAUCUGUGUAGAUUUGGACACUAUUGACAGUGGCUUUGUGGACUCAGACUGUGGAAGUCCAGUUGACUCUGAAUUUGGGCAAAACAGUCAGACCGUUUGUGGACCCAUCCCUCUUGAGCAGGAGGGGCAAGACUUUCCACGGAGCUAUGUCAAGCAGUGGGUCUCCUGUCAUUCUGAGAGCCCUCUCAGUGGGACACAGACAAACUAAGGACUUUAAUGUUGCCUGGAUGAGUGUGGGGCCUUUUCCAUAGUGUGCCAGGAGUGAAGUGUUAGCAAAAUUCAGAAGAGAAACUAAGUAUACUUUGUGUAAACUCUAUUGCAUAAACUGACACCUGUUAGGUCCACAAGAUAUGCCUGUCUCUAUUCCCACUUAUCCUAUUAAUGUCUCAAAUUUGUGAUUGAUGUUGUUGAGUUUUGUUGGGUUUUGGGUUUUUUCAGUAUCAUAAAUCAACCCUUCCUUGAUGUCAGAAAAAUGUCAGAAAAAACCAACUGUACCUUGAAAACGAUCCUUUGGCUUAUGUAGAUACGCAAAAAAUUUUGCAGUAACCUUAUAAAGAUCAUAGAACUUUAAGUUAUUUUCCCUUGUAUUCUCACAUGACUUGAGAGUUUGGCUGUACAUGGAACCUUAGAAUCAUAACCCAUGGCAAGCAUGUUUGCUACAUUAAAAUUCCUCUACUGUUUCCAAACAACAUGUGAUGUUACUUUGUCUUCUACUGCCUUUGGCUCUUCAAACUCAGCUGUAGUAGUUUGUUAAUUACAGAGGUUUCCAGACCUGUUUAUGGGAAUCAAAACUAAUUCUUAUGUAAUCAUCGCAGAAAUGCAAGUACAAGAGACCGAGCACAACUCAGGUUUCAGAAAGACUUUCAGGUAGAGUCUGCAAAUGAAAAGUUUUCAAAAUAUGUAUCAUUCUAAGCAAAUUCUUGUUACUAGGCUUUUCUAUUGAGUCAGAUUCCCUCCCUGGACUUUUCAAGAAUAUUAAUUGAGCAGCUUUCAGAAUUAUGCCAGAAUUAUUGAAACGUUGUCCUACCUGGCUAUGCCUGCCACUUCUGCCUUUGACUUGCUCUGCUGCUGUUAACAGGUCAGUAGCACAAAUUUCAAGCAAUGUCUGCUAACUAAUAAAACUAAAUAUGAA
Messenger RNA from Poecile atricapillus (Black-capped chickadee), 3672 nucleotides. It is a transcript of the gene IL21R, whose product is annotated as interleukin 21 receptor. Bases 973 to 2748 code for a protein of 591 amino acids. Gene Ontology annotation, biological process: cytokine-mediated signaling pathway; immunoglobulin mediated immune response. NCBI's taxonomy places the organism in Eukaryota, Metazoa, Chordata, Aves, Passeriformes, Paridae. Gene Ontology annotation, molecular function: cytokine receptor activity; protein binding. The record is from RefSeq and is a predicted model, not a curated record. The transcript has 9 exons. Gene Ontology annotation, cellular component: external side of plasma membrane.